Molecule: messenger RNA, 4500 nt
Organism: Malaclemys terrapin pileata
Lineage: Eukaryota; Metazoa; Chordata; Testudines; Emydidae
Gene: DBNDD2
Product: dysbindin domain containing 2
Exons: 4
Coding region: 267-809 (180 amino acids)
Biological process (GO): negative regulation of protein kinase activity
Cellular component (GO): cytoplasm
Source: RefSeq, a predicted model, not a curated record
CGGGAGCCCGGAGCCCGUGCGAGCUGCUCUCCCACCCCCUUUCCGGAUCACGCAGUUGGUACAGUCUGCCGAGCCCCAGCCAGCCCGGCCCGGGAGGCAGCCCCAGUUGCACUCUCGGCCGGGCCAGACCCGCUGGAGCGCUGCCUGCCCUGCCUGGAGAAAGAAGCGUGCACCGGGCUGCAGCGCCCCCUGCACCCGCCCAACCCUGAGCGCGCCCUGGGGCUGCUUGCAGCAGACAGCGCCCGCCUGCCCGUCCGCUGCUGGCCAUGUCCGGACCCGGAGCUCACAGCCAGAGCAGGAGGCUGCCCUCUGACAUGGAGCAUGGGCAGCGGGGACUGGAGCCAGAGCAGAUGCAGCAGCAGCUCAAAUUACGUGACAGGCAGAAGUUCUUUGAGGAGGUUUUCCAGCAUGAUGUGGAUUUCUUCUUCCCCAUGUCCCACCUGCAGAUAGAGCACAGGAGACCUCCGCUGGGUAGCAUUUCCUCCAUGGAGGUGAAUGUGGACAUGCUGGAGCAGAUGGAGAUGAUGGACCUUUCUGACCAGGACACCAUGGAUGUGUUUCUCAGCUGCGGGACAGAGGAUAACAAUGUUGCCGGUCUCCUGCCAGAGCCCAGCCACUACCAGGAGGAAAUCACCCUGCAAGUGCCCAAUGCGGCUGAGAUCAAAUCCCGGAUCUCGUCCACAUCUUCCGUGUCCACAGACCUGAACAGCCUGGACACCAGCGAGGAGGGGGCUGAGACCCCCGUGGUGCAGUCAGAUGAGGAUGAACCCCAGGAGGACAGUCCUGAAGCGCAGGCGGCCAGAAGCUAGCAGCAGGCUCCCUGCUCUCUCCUCAUCCACCCUCCGCAUGGACCUGCCAGCAUGAGAGGAAGGAAGGCUGCUGGUUGUUUGACGCCUGCUCAGUACAACCUGAGUUGUCUCCUCAUCCCAAGGAGCGGAGAGACGGCUUCCCUCAGCACGUUCUUCAGUCAGCCAGGAGAGUGGUGCAGAAACAGAGGGGUAGUGUAGUGCUUCAGAAAUUAACUCUUCAGGCUUUGCUACUAACUCUCCCGCUUCACUCACCUGAACUGCUACACGAGCCAUGGCCUCAGUUGUGCCCAUUCCUGACAAGGCCUCCCCGCAGGAUCGCACCCCCCAGUCCCAGUGAGACCCCCCCUUCUAGGCAAAUGUGUAACAAGAGCCUACAGAGAAAUUACCCUCCCGUCAAAUAAGCUGUAGGGAUGGUGUGUGUUAUUGGAGAACCAUGAAUGACUGGUGGUUGGUGGGGAUGAAGGGCUGGCCUAGGAAGCGGCUGCAGAAUGAGGAAGAGGAGAGCCUCAGGGAGGGGAGACAGGCUUAAGGCAGGGGAUGAAGCAAUUACAGCCAUACUACCAAGGACAAGACCUCAGUAGCAGAUGAGCCAAAGUUUCUCAGUCGCCGGAGAACAAGGGUCUUAACUUCGUUCCCAGACCAGGCGCCAGCCCAAUCUAGUGGCCAUUCCUCUGCCCAACAUAAAUACAAGUGGCAUAGUCCUCAUUACCCGCCGCUGAGAAGAACUAUGGGGGUUAAUGGGGCAAAUCACCAACCCAUCCCAAUAAUAAUACUGAGCACUUCUAUGGUGCUUUGCGUUUUCAAAGGGCUUUGAUUGCACUUGUGCUUACAGAGGACACAGCCUGAGACCGCAGUGAGAAUGUACUGAUUCCCACACUAAACCCGCAGGGCUGGUGGGCGUGGGAGCACUGUGAUCUGUAACAUGAUCCCAUGAGUGUGUUCAAGCAAUUCCCCAUGAAUUGUAUGACCCUUCUAGCACCAAUUAUCAGGUGCAGCAACAGCAGAAUACCCAGCAUGGCUGUUGGAGCUCUGGCUAGCUGUGUUACAAGAACAGAUUGUCACUUUGACCCCCCCUCCUUGCUGGCUAUUUGUCUUGCCCUCUUCCUACUCUGGGGAAUGAGCAUAGCCACACACAGAUGCGGCUGCAUCACCAUUUUAGGGAGGCGUGCUACUGCCACCAUCUGAUCUAAUACAGGAAAGCUUUGGCCACAAGGAGACUUUGUAACAGGAAAAACAAAGUCACUGUCAUGACGGAAGUGGAGCAUCCUCAAGGAGAGGAGUCUGGUAUAUAAAUAACAGAGGCUGGGAAUUGCUCUAGAUCCAGGCCAUUUCCCAGGGAGCACUCAGAGCUGCGUAGCUAGACACAUACUAGUAGACACUGUUGGACCCUGGCUGCAGCAUUUAGCAUCCCAAGUCCCAUCAAACGAAAAGCCAGGUGCAGAUGAGUCACAUUCUGUCCACUAUACUGCCUCAUAAAGCACUUUCCAGAGAAAGAGGAUAAAGGGAAAAGAAAGGUCUGAGAAGAGGAAGUGACUCAGCAGAUUGGCAACUCCCGAGAGACGGGGGCAGCACAAAUAUAGUCCUAGCAAUCAGCUAAACCCAUGGAAAAAUCCAAGAAAUGAAUGGCCGCUGCUGAGCGAGGACUGCCCCCAGGACCCUGAUUUCAGCUGGUUUGCAGCAGUCUGUGGACAGAGUGGUGCAGGGAGUCUCCUAAGCCCAGAGAAUUUGUGUCUAGUGCCUCUGGCCAUCCUGGCUCAUGCGUAGCUGAAGCAUUCCAGUACUGCAAGUCUCCACCCCUGUGCUGAGAAGUUUGGCAUGUUCAUUACAGGAGUGCUCUUCCAGGUCUCAGUGGUUUUGGGCUAGGGCUGGGCAUACAUUAUGAGUUUUGGGGUAUUGCUUGGGGCUGCACUGAGUGCUUGUUUGUGUCUUUGCAAGUCAGAAUGGUGGCAGGUGUUCUCCAGCUGUUGGGUGUGGUUCAAAACAUUCUCGAGCAAGACCUUCUGUUGUGCAGCAUCUGCAGCUCCCAUGCAAUCUCCUAGGCCUGGAGUCCCUCGCAUUCUUUUACAAAGUCCUGGCACCAGGGCUCUGGAGCGGAGCCUGGAGCUGGAGCGCGGAGCAGCUCCAGAGCAGUGGAACUGCAGGUUUUUGCCUGGAGCGGAGCCAGAGCACAGCUCCAAAGCCCUGCCUGGCACGGAGCUCACGUGUCUAGAUUCCACAUGGGCCUCUGAGCAAGCACUUGUUCCUACAAGGUGUGGAGCACUUUGGCCCUGAUGUAGAGAAGCAUAAACUUUUAAGCAGGUGGCUAGCCAAUUGAAGUUAAUGGGCUUACUCACAAGCAUGUGUUUAACCUUAAGCAUAAGUGUUUCACUAGAUAAGAGCCAGCGUGCUCUGCACAUUGCAGAAUCAAGCCCUAAAUGAGCUUGCUGAACUUCUCCUGCACUCCCCUCAAUACUUAGGGAGGGAGCACUUCCGACAUAGGAGACUUGUCUCUGAACAUUUUGUGUGGAUCAUAGUAUUCAUUAUUAAGGGUACAUUUUAGUCAUGGGUAGUUUUAGUAAAAGUCAUGGACAGGUCAUGGGCAGCAAACAAAAAUUCACAGCCUGUGACCUGUCCAUGACCUUUACUGUAUACCCCUAACUAAAACUUGGGCGGGGAGCCAUGGGUGCUCUGGGGGAGGCGGUCCAGGGGGUGCCAUGGGUGCUGGGGGAGGUGGCCCAGGACCCCCACUAGUGCUGGGGGGGGAAGCAAUGCACAGCCCGGGAUCCCUGAUGGUGCUGGGGGGAAGGAGGCCGGGGGUUGGUGGGGCUGUCAGGCUACCUACCCGACUUUGCAUGUCCCUGCAGCUCCUAGGCGGCGGAGGGGCCAGGGAGCUCCGCACGCUGCUCCCGCCACAAGUGCCGGCUGCGCAGCUCCCAUUGGCUGGGAACCACAGCCAAUGGGAGCUGAGAGGGCAGUGCCUGCGGGCAGCGUGCGGAGCCCCCUGGCUCUUCCAUCACCUAGAAGCUGCAGGGCCAUGCCAGUGGGAGCCGGGAGCCCCCUCGCCCCAAGGUAUGCGCCCCCCGCUCCUCCCAAUGCCUGCCCCUAGCCCUGAGCCCCCUCCCACACACCCAAAGUGCUGCUGCUGGCCCAGGGGCUGCCCGGCUUGGGAAGCCCCUGAGCCAGCACCAACCACUGCAGAAGUCACAGAAAGUCAUGGAAUCCGUGACCUCCGUGACAGACUCGCAGCCUCAUUCAUUAUCUUUGUUCAUUUGGGAACUCUGGAAUUCAGCAUAUGCCCCAGACAUUGGAGAUGGCAGAAAUGAUACAAGUUUGGACUGUGGUAUUUUAGGAAUGAUUUUUUACAUACAUAUCUACUGGGAAAAACCACAGCACUUUGUCUUGGCUGCUUAUCUGGCUGAGAGACUGAGAUACAAACUGAUGUGAUUAGCUUUUAUAUAUAGUUAAGGAUAAGCAGGGCAGGACCGGGGGGGCGGGGGGGUCUCUUGCACUGUGUCUACCCUAUAAUGUAAGAUCCUGCUCUUUAGCAUAUGUUAAAGCUUUGCUGAAAGGCUGCACCAUGCUCCGAUAGGCAGGUCAGACUAUUCUUAGUGAGAUGCUAAACCUGCCCUGUGUUGUAUAAUCCAUUAACUCUGAGGAGAUUGCAAUGUAGUCAUGGGGUUAAUGGUUCAAUAAAAUUUCAGGUUCAAAUGUG